Poecilia latipinna (sailfin molly) is the source of this 6140-nucleotide messenger RNA. It is a transcript of the gene ror1, whose product is annotated as receptor tyrosine kinase-like orphan receptor 1. Lineage: Eukaryota; Metazoa; Chordata; Actinopteri; Cyprinodontiformes; Poeciliidae. The annotation marks the transcript as partial. Gene Ontology annotation, molecular function: ATP binding; protein kinase activity; Wnt-protein binding. The transcript has 11 exons. Gene Ontology annotation, cellular component: plasma membrane; signaling receptor complex. The record is from RefSeq and is a predicted model, not a curated record. Gene Ontology annotation, biological process: cell surface receptor protein tyrosine kinase signaling pathway; positive regulation of kinase activity; multicellular organism development.
CUUCUGUCUUCAGGAUCAGAGCUUCCCCAGGACCUCAGUGUACUUGCCGCCACCUCGUGGAACGCCACAGAAGGGGCAUUUAUCCGGCUCGAAGCUCCCAUGAACAACAUAACAACGUCGCUGGGUCAAACAGCAGAGCUUAUUUGCCGUGUGUCCGGGAACCCGCAGCCUGUCGUGCGUUGGCUGAAAAACGACGCCCCAGUGGUGCAGGAGCCAAGGCGGGUCUCCUACCGGUCCAUGUCGUACGGAUCACGCCUGCGAAUUCGCAACCUGGACACCACAGACACAGGCUACUUCCAGUGCGUUGCGACCAACGUGCAUGGUACCGUUUCCACAACAGGGGUUCUGUUUGUCAAAUUUGAUCCACUCCCUACACCUCUAUCAGGACGGCCAACGGUGGAUCUGAAUGAAGAUGGAUUCUGCCAGCCGUACAGAGGCAUAGCCUGCGCUCGUUUCAUCGGAAACCGCACCAUCUACGUCGAUUCCCUGCAGAUGCAGGGGGAGAUUGAGACUCAGAUCACAGCUGCCUUCACCAUGAUUGGAACUUCCAAUCAUUUGUCGGAUCGUUGCUCCCAGUUUGCCAUCCCCUCCCUUUGCCACUUUGCCUUCCCAACAUGUGACCGCACCUCAGGCAUUGACAAACCUCGGGACCUUUGUAAGGACGAAUGUGAGAUCCUAGAGAAUGAUUUAUGCAAGACGGAGUACAUCAUUGCCCGCUCCAACCCCAUCAUACUGAAAAGCCUAAAACUGCCAAAUUGUGACGAGCUAGCUGCCUUCGACAGCCCAAAGGCAGCCAACUGUUUAAGGAUUGGAAUUCCCAUGGCUGAACCCAUUAACAAGAGUCACAAGUGUUACAACAACACUGGGGUAGAUUACAGAGGGACAGUGAGCGUGACCAAAUCGGGCCGUCAGUGUCAGCCGUGGAACUCGCAGUAUCCUCACAGCCACACCUUCCUGGCUGUCCGCUACACAGAGCUGAACGGGGGCCACUCUUACUGCCGCAACCCGGGGGGAACCCAAGAUGCCCCCUGGUGCUUCACGCUGGAUGACGCUGUCCCCAUGGAGCUCUGCGACAUUCCAAUCUGUGACCAUAAAGAUAAGUCAGGUGGCAGCAUAGAUAUCCUCAAGAUUUUAGUUCCCAGUGUGUCGAUCCCGUUGGCCAUAGUUUUGCUUUUCUUCUUCAUCUGCGUGUGCCGCAACAACCAGAAGUCUUCCAGGCCCCCAGCUGCUCGUCCACCGAAACCAGUCCGAGGUCAAAACGUUGAGAUGUCUAUGCUCACGACUGCCUACAAACCAAAGAGUAAAGCCAAAGAGCUUCCCCUGUCAGCGGUGCGUUUCAUGGAGGAGCUUGGGGAAUGCACGUUGGGGAAGAUCUACAAGGGUCAUCUGUACCUGCCAGGCAUGGACCAGGCACAGCUGGUGGCCAUUAAGACUCUGAAGGAUAUUUCCACCGCCCAGCACUGGACAGACUUCCAACAGGAGGCCACCGUGCUGACGGACCUUCAGCACCCAAACGUGGUCUGUUUGCUAGGUGUGGUUACCCAGGAGCAGCCAGCCUGCAUGCUGUUCGAGUUUCUGCCACAAGGGGACCUCCACGAGUUUCUGAUCAUGCGUUCGCCGCACUCUGACGUCGGCUGCAGCAGUGACGAGGACGGCACUGUAAAAUCCAGCCUGGAUCAUGGAGACUUUCUGCAUAUGGCCAUACAGGUUUCUGCAGGGAUGGAAUAUCUAGCCAGUCACUUCUACAUCCAUAAAGACCUCGCAGCCAGGAACAUUUUAGUCGGUGAGCAGCUCCAUGUGAAGAUUUCUGACCUGGGUCUCUCCAGAGAGAUCUACUCCUCCGACUACUACUGCAUCCGGCCCAAGACUCUGCUGCCCAUCCGCUGGAUGCCCCCUGAGGCCAUCGCCUACGGGAAGUUCACCACGGACUCGGACAUCUGGUCGUUUGGGGUGGUGCUGUGGGAGCUCUUCAGCUACGGCCUGCAGCCCUACUACGGCUUCUCCAACCAGGAAGUGAUGGAGAUGGUGAGAAAGAGGCAGCUGCUGCCCUGCCCUGAGGAUUGCCCACCAAGGUUUUAUGGUUUGAUGACGGAAUGCUGGCAGGAAGGACCCACACGACGACCACGCUUCAAAGACAUCCACAGCCGCCUGCGAGCGUGGGAGGGGCUGUCUUCCCAUGCCAGCUCCAGCACGCCCUCUGGUGGAGGAGGCAAUGCCACCACCCAGACAACCUCGCUCAGCGCCAGUCCCGUCAGCAACCUCAGCAACCCCCGCUUUGCCACCGCCGCCGGGUACCUCUACCCCGCCCAGGCCAUCCCUGCACCGGGACAGAUGGGUCCGAUUCCGGCCUGGACGCCGAUGGCUGUGCCCCAAACCCAUCAGCGCUUCAUCCCCGUCAAUGGAUACCCCAUCCCACCGGGGUACGCAGCCUUCCCAGCUCACUUUGCAGCUCCGGCUCCGCCCACUAGAGUAAUCCAGCACCACCUGCCGCCUCCUAAGAGCCGCUCGCCCAGCAGUGCCAGCGGCUCCACCAGCACGGGUCACGUCAGCGGGGUGCCUUCCACCACGGGCUCCAACCACGAGGCCAACACGCCGCUGCUGUCUCACUGCGUCAUGCCGGGAAACGGCGGAGGGCAGGGCCAGGUUUACGGACAAGUUUCCCAAAAAGGGGUGACGCAGAUUGACCACGGUUCGCAAACUGCAGCUCUACUCACUCCGGACUCUGACAUGCUGAUGUACAAUGACUCGGUCAUCACCGCAGACCUGUAAACAGGCAGAGGUAUGUUCACUCUCUUCCCAUACAUGAGAAGCUCUGCCUCUCAGCCAGGGAGCGGGAAUCACAGUUCAUCUUUGGUCAAAGUGAGACCAGGCAGAUGCAGACUUGUACACACUGCUGGUUGUGCAGAAACAAAAAAAACAAAACAAACAAAAAACUUUGCUGCAACUGCAUAAGUAUUGCAAACAGAUGUCCGACUUUCCUUACUGUUUAAUGUGUACUUAUUAUCAUGGCUUAACAAUGUUACUAUGGUAAUCUCUGUAAAUACAGUACAUAAAAGUGUUGUGUGAAUGAUGAAAAUACGUAUAAAUAUAUAUUCAAAAGAACUUUUUAAGACGAGCAGUGUGAUGGUAAAACAAGAAAAAGUAGCAAGUCCACCCUGCAUCCGUUUAAACAGAUUUUAUUUGACCGUGGCAGUGAGUCUCUGUCUCUCUUAAUGGACUGUUUCAUACAGAGACAUGAACAUUCUUGAGACUUCCUUUGGGUGCCUUGCAGCUACGCUCCUGAAUACACAUACCAACUCAAGAAAUAAAAUGGUUAGUCAAGCAAGACCGACUGUUGGCUUCCAGUGAGAAGAUCAACAUGCUGGUUUCCUACUCCACCCUUUGGAUUCAGGACUCAAGUGUGUCUGGUUCUGUGCCUUCCUGAGAGCUGGCAGUUCUGCAGUGAAAUUUAGAUGGCAUCCACUGGGAUGGAGCUCAUGUUUUAUUGUCAAGGCCUUUCAACAAAAUCACAGAGGGCAUCCCAUUUAAUAACAUAUCCUAGAAAAUGACAGCUGAAUGUUUUCUUUUGUUUUAGUUUGUUUAUCUGCAUUUUCAGCAUGAAUGACACUUUCUCUUUGUAAAAAAAAAAAAAAAAAACAUCUUCCCCUCUGCUUAAACUGACCUCAGAGUUGCUCAAAACAAAGAAGUUUGUUGCAUCAGGAUCCAGAUAACAUGCAUCCUUUACAUAGCUAGCAAUUUUGUUGUUGGAUAUAGAUUUAAAGGAGGUAGUUUAGUUUUUUUUAAGAAAGCCAUUUUUGUCAUUUGAUUGUAGUCAGAGUCAUCGUAGUUUGGAGAAUUAGAAAGAAAUUCUCAUGGAGGAGUCAAACUUCCAGCUAAUCAAAAUGGGAGCCAUACUGGUCUGAAUUUCAACAAUCUAAACUCAAUUAUAACAUUUUUGCAAUUGAUCCAAGACACGUUUUUUUUUUUUUUAUGACGUUGCUGUUUUCUCAACCACAAAAACACUUUAUCAGCCUCAGUCAAAUUAAAUUGUAGUUGUGGGAAAAAAAUGUUAAGAGAAUGUUUAGGACAGGAUAGAGAGAGAGAGAAGAUCUAUUAGCAACUCUUGGUGGACUAAUUUCAACAGCAAUGGGAUCGUUUAGCAGGCACAGUAGCAGUUAGUGUAAUGCAGCUACACAUUCAAAUUAUAUAAAUCAAAUUACAUUUUUUGUUAGGAAAAUCUGAGAUGUAAAAAGACUUUAAGAAAAGAAACUUUUGAAAGUGGUGAUUGUUGAAUUAGGUGUAAUUGUAUUUGGCAAAGGGCAGUUUGCUUUCCAAAUGCUUUAUACUGCUUUGUGUUUUGACCAGUUGGAAAAAAUUGUUUUUUGUUGGGGGUUUUUUGUACUAUUUCUCCCAAGUUGGCAAAAGUUGGUGAAGUGAAAACAAUCUUGAAGAAAAAACGACAACAGUUUUAGACCAAAAAAACAACAACAACAACUAGCUUUUAUUGUAGUUUUACAUUUUAUUCAUAAGGAAUGUCUUUGGUAUUUCUGAGGGGAUUUACUUUUAGAAAUCGUUGCAAAAUCUCCCAUUGAACUAAAAAAGGGGAAAAAAAAUGACAUAGUCACAGCCAUUUUCCUCGAUGUCCCACUUUCACAGGAGUUUGUCUUCAAUCUCCUAUGAGAGCAUACAAGUUGUCUUAUGUUGGAUGUUUUCUGUUAACUUACCUCCUUAAUGAGAUUUUGUUUUUCUGUUUUAUCAAAAUUGAGAUUUCUUUGACCACAUUAAAUAACUUUGAAAACUAAACUAUCCCUUUAAACUCUUAUUCCAACACAGCCAUUUAGAUAUUCCUUUUACUGAACAUGUUUUGAUGCCUUAUUUUAAAAAAGUAAAUCAUUGCUUUCCAGACUGUAAUUGUGCUUCUUCACUAUUAUUUUUUACGUUUUGAGACAGGAAUUAUCAUCCAGGAUUGAAAUGUUGGAAGUUGAAUUGUAAAACACAAAGUGCCUCUACCAGAUGACGUCACUUAGUAACAUUUUAGGGUCUGCUGUUUAUGUGUGAGAAACGAUAGUGUUGGAUGUCAUCAUGUGUUUGAGAGGGGUUUUCUGGCUCUGAAAGAUUUUUUUCAUUGAUUACAUUCAUGCACCACAUUCUGUUAAUCUAGCAUUUAGUGUUUUGGCAUGCAGGGUAACAAGUAAGUGACCCAGGAAUCGCUGUGGUGGAAAAACAAAUCAUUUCAAAUAUGUCAAGUUUUCUCCACAUCUGUAUUUAUUUUCAAUGUAUUGAAAAAUGGCUUAGAUUCUCUCUGAUAUUUUUUUCCAAAAUGAAGAAGUGUGUUGUGUAAAUGGUGAACUCUGUCCUCUCUUUUUGUUGGGUGGUAAUGUCAAUUAAUUACUAAAUAUGAAGCCUUUGUUGAAUUUUUUUAGGGCUUAUGAUACCUUGAGAAGAAGUUUAUCAUUGAUUUUACUGUCAAAAAUCUGUAUGUUCAGACAGAUACACUCAGCUGUGUGUGUGCGCAAAUGUGUGUGUCAGACUAUCAGUCAGCUGCGCUUGAGAGUUUUAAGUGCAGCACAGGAUUUUUUACUAACAAAAUAACAUUUAUAUUAAUGCAGAUGAUAAAUAUUAUUCUGUAUUUACUUCGAGGUUUAUUCGAUCCAUUCAGUGUCCUCUUACUUCUUUAACUAUUUCUACAUUAUGAAUUUCAAUAAGAAACAACUGAAUUAACUGUCCAUAAAAGCAUUUUCCACGUUUUGGAAAUUUUUAAUGUUUUGAAGUACAAUUUUAUCUCUGUCUAAGAAGUCUGUCUUCUUUUUGUUUUUAUUUUGUUUCUGUUUUGUUUCUAAAGUAGACGGAGCUACCUAAACCUGAGUUUGUUCACUUCCACCACGUAACGGAUGUGUGAGUGCAAAAACCACUUGUACACAAGACUGUGAAUCUUUAUCAAGUCUAUUUUUGUUUUGUUUCGUUGGCGAAACCAUCAUAAAUCUGCCUUUUUAUUUUUGUCAUUUACUUCCAAGAACCAACACAGAUUCAUAUUCAAAUAAGGUUUACUCGCAUAUUGACCAAGCUAAGCCUUAUCUUUGUAAUUUGUCUGAAUAUUUUUGCACAGGUGUUUUUGUAUUGCAAAAAUCAUUAUUAUUAUUAAAUGAUGUUGGUUAAAGUUC